AUGGACUUCUUCAUCCGCCACCUCACUGAACCCACGGCAAUCGCCGAAGAGCCGUCCCUCGGCCAGGUCGUGCUACGGGUCCGGGAGACCGCCGUCUGUCUCGCGGUGCUCGGCGAGGUGGAAUACGGCACCCGGCUCUUGAGCAUUCUGCACGCGCACGGGGCCCCGCCGUUCGACCUCCGCGAGUACGGGCCGGAGGUCUACACGACGGACUAUGCGCAAUGCAAGGCGUUGGCCAAGGGGGUGGAAGACCACGCCGUCCCCGUGCACCCCCCGCGAUCAGACCCGUUCACGAGGAUCGUCUUCGCCUUUGCGUGGGAGCACGUCGGGGAGUGGCCGUCGUGGGCGAGACCGGGGCCCGGACCCGUUGGGCCGGAGGCGGGGGUCGGUAACGAGACGACGCUAGAUGCGUUGGAAAGAUAUGCCCGGACCCUUGUCUGCAAUCGGUUCGCUUGUCCCUGGCGCGAGGAUAUGGAGACCUUUGAGUUGGCCAAGGGGCUGGCGCUUGGCCAGGCCAACAGGGCGAACCCACAUGGUCCGAUACCGAUUCGCAUGCACGAUUUUUGGAUGUUGUGGGAGCGUAUGCUGGCUCCGUGGCCCAUGAAUCAGAUCGUCAAGGCGACGGGGCGAGUCUUGACGCUCGACCUUGCCGUACGGCUGUUCGGUUCCGGGGGCAACGCAAAUAGGGCCGGUAAUAAUCCUGAAAACCGCGAGAGAUUUCUUGCCGAAGACCAGACCAAGGAAGAACUCAUCGACGAGUUUAUAGCCGAUGAUUUGGUCAGAGACGAGCCAGAGAGUGAAGAUGGGGGAAAGGACGAGGACGAGAACAAGUCGGACGGAGACUUUGAGGGUGACGAAUACAGCAUCGAGCCUUGGGGAAGGUGGAUCGCCAAACAGCACAGCGCACAAGACCAAAUGCCGAUGCUGGGAAGCAUGCGAGCUCUCUGGCGGUACGGGUGGUUCACCGACCCUCAAAAGAACGACCUCAUCAAAGUCUUGGGGAUCGACGCCGCGAAACUCCGCGACGCCGCCGAGGCGGGCUGCGCGAUGCUCAUCAGGAGGUUGAGAAACGGUCCCAGUCGACCGUACGAAGGGUUCACGAUCUCGGAGCUCGUCCGGGACGUCGACGCCAACACCCGCUCAAACGCAGAAUAUGCCCCGGACGACGCUCCUGAUAGAGAGAGCUUGCUCAUCGAGCGCACGGCUCUCGGUCCCGUCGAUCUCGACGCGGAAAAGAUCUUCAGGCCCGCCACGCUGCUCCGUCACCCACCGCCCUCGCAUCAAGACAUCUCUGACCUGGAGAAGCGGCUCGAGGUAAGCGACCCGUUACCGGAUGAUUACAAGGUCUUCCUCCGGACGACGGACGGAAUGGGGCCAAUCUGGUGGAACGGAUCCAACCUCCUCCGGCUCCUGGCGCCGAUGUCCAAAGUAGCCGUCGAUGAUGGCGAUUCUAGUUUCUCGCGAAUAGAGCUUGAGCUGCUGCCGGAGUGGGGUCUCGACGGCCCUAACUCGAUCAGCUGGCCGCUCCUCCGCCGGGCCAUCCGCAUCAGCGAAGGCGGAUAUGAGGGGCACCUAUACCUCAUCGAGCCCAGGUACGUCGCCGAAGCCAAGGCCGCGUUCUUCAAAGUCUACGACUCAGCUACGGACCACAACAGACGCCUGCUUCUGCGGGAGGUAGAAGAGGUCUACGGGAGCCUCGAUGCGUUCCGCGAGCUGAAAUGGGGCGUGGUUCUCUACACGCUGUGGUUCAGCGACAUGAUCCCCUACAAGAGCUUCUCGGCGGCAUUGGAGGCUUUUGCGGGAGGUAGCCGAAGAACACCGAAAGAGUGGAACCUCAGUUUCGAUCCGAGCACGCGAAAGCUCCUUGGGAUAUACUACCGGCCGACGGCGGAGUGGGAUGACAGCAAGGAGGGGAGGCUCGUGAGGAUGGGGAAGGGAAACCUACAGGUCUCCGAUAAUGGAACUGUGUCGAUGGGCGACUUGGUGUAUCCAGAACUCGGGUUCAACAUGCCAAUGGUUGAUCAUUGA
Molecule: messenger RNA, 2028 nt
Organism: Colletotrichum higginsianum IMI 349063
Lineage: Eukaryota; Fungi; Ascomycota; Sordariomycetes; Glomerellales; Glomerellaceae
Exons: 1
Coding region: 1-2028 (675 amino acids)
Source: RefSeq, a predicted model, not a curated record